This is a messenger RNA of Apis dorsata (giant honeybee), 2878 nucleotides long. RefSeq names its product protein wntless (gene wls). Gene Ontology annotation, cellular component: organelle membrane; endomembrane system. Gene Ontology annotation, biological process: Wnt signaling pathway; intracellular protein transport; Wnt protein secretion. Bases 152 to 1789 code for a protein of 545 amino acids. NCBI's taxonomy places the organism in Eukaryota, Metazoa, Arthropoda, Insecta, Hymenoptera, Apidae. The record is from RefSeq and is a predicted model, not a curated record. The transcript is spliced from 13 exons. Gene Ontology annotation, molecular function: Wnt-protein binding.
UCCAUUUUGAAAAGUGAAGCUACUCGAAAAGCACGUUAAACUGCUCUUCACACUACGGAUAAGCGCGUCUGCUUAUGCGUCCUUUUUGGUGAUUUUAUAUUUUGAAUAGAAAAUAUUAUAAACAUUAUAAUAAAUAAUUAUAUUUAAAAAAAUGCAAGGAACAAUCAUAGAAAAUUUAAGUGGUAGAAAGCUUUCAGUACUUGUAAUAUUACUCGUUAUCGCACAAAUAAUUUGUUUUUUAAUAGGCGGGCUUAUUGCUCCAACUCCAGCUAGUAGCCAAAAUAUACUUGGUACACCUUGCAAAGAUAUUCGUAUAAAUGGAUCUGAACCUGGAGGAAGAAAAUGGUUUUAUUCAAGAGGAAAAGGAUCUUGUAUUCCUGUUGAUAUGAAUCGAUUUAGUUUUGAUAAUCAUCAUCAAGCAUAUCAAGUUGUAUAUACGUUUCAGAUGCCUGUACCUCGAAAUAGCAUGCAACUUGAUUAUUCCAGAUGGCAACAAAAUUUGAUUGGUGUUUUACAAGUGGAUAUUGUAUAUCAUAGUCAAAUAGAAAUUGCUCCUAGGACCAAAAUAACAUUGGAUGCAAGACUUGCUUACAGAAAUAAAGGUGAUCCAGACGAUGGUUGGAAACCAUAUGCUGCUUCCGUAGUAGAAAGAAUUCUAGAUUGUAGUAUUGAUGAUGCAUUGGAGCAAUAUAAUUAUAAUUGUAGCAUGGUACCACUAUUUGAACUUGGAUCUCUAUUUCAUGAUUAUUAUCUUUUAAAUAUUCGUCUUCCUGCUGAUACUGACAGAAAUAUCAAUCAGGGUUUAGGACAUAUAACUGAUUUAUGGCUUACAGCUAUCAAUCAAAAUGGUGGAUUUACAAAAGUAUGGGUUAGUUUAAAAACUAUUUAUUUUCCAAUUGUUUUAUGUGUUCUUACUUGGUAUUGGAGGCGAGUACAUAUGCUUUCUAGAUCACCAGCUCUUUUGGAAUAUUUACUUUUAGCUCUAGGCAUAGCUUUGUCAUUUUUAAACAUGCCUUUGGAAUAUUUAACACUUGCAUAUGAUAUGCCAUUUAUGCUUUUAUUGGGUGAUAUUAGACAAGGAGUAUUUUAUGCAAUUCUUUUAUCCUUUUGGCUUGUAUUUGCUGGAGAACAUCUUAUGAUACAGGAAGGUGAACAAAGAAAUUCUUUAAAAUGUUAUUGGCGUCAUCUUUCUGCAGUGGGUAUUGGAUGUUUAUCAUUAUUUGUAUUUGAUAUGUGUGAACGUGGAGUUCAAUUACGAAAUCCAUUUUAUUCAAUUUGGGUAACAGAUCUUGGAACUAAAUUUGCUUUAUCAUUUAUAAUUUUAGCCGGAAUUUCUGCUGGCAUGUACUUAAUAUUUUUAGCUUAUAUGAUAUGGAAAGUAUUCAUGAAUAUUAGUGCAAAAAGAGCUGCAUUACCUAGUAUGAGUUCAGCACGGCGUUUACACUAUGAAGGUGUAAUAUAUCGAUUUAAAUUUUUGAUGAUUGCUACACUAUUAUGUGCAUCCUUAACAGUUGUUGGUUUUAUUCUUGGCCAGGUUGCAGAAGGGCAAUGGAAAUGGGAUGAAGAAUUACAUUUGGAAAUGACAUCAGCAUUUUUUACUGGUGUAUAUGGAAUGUGGAAUAUUUAUACCAUAGCAUUAUUAUGCUUAUAUGCUCCUUCACAUAAACAAUGGCCUAUUGAACCAUCUGAAAAUAGUAUUAGUGAAGAAAUUGAAUUUUCACGUUUGUCCACUGAUCCUAAUGAAAUGUUGUCUUUGACAGCAUUUGCACGAAAAACAGCAGUAGAAUAAAUGAGAAUGCAAGGACUGAUAAUACUCUGACAAGUAAUCUUUUGAUGCCAAAAUUAAUUAUUUAUUAAGAAGAAUAUUUUUAAAGCUUUACUUUUUCUUUAAUACAUUUACUUAAUAUUUUAUAUACUUAACAAUUUAUUAAGUAUUUUUAAGUAAAAUGAAUAAGGAAUUAUUUUAUUUCUUAAAUAUUUUUUAAUAUUUUUAUUAUGUAUCAUAUUCAUAUAUGAUCAUAUUAGAAUAACGUAUAGCUAUUAUUAUUUUAUAAAACAUUCCAUUUUAAAUCUAAAUAUAUUUUUUCCAAUAAGAUUUUUUCACGUAUAUAAAUAAAACAAUUAUAAUAGUACUAAAUUAAAUAAUAGUACUGCCAUACCUACAAUAAUAGCCUUUAAUGCACCAGUCUCUCUUUAAUAAUAAAUACUCUAUUCCAUCAUUUUAUAGAACAUAUCAAUAUUGGGCAUUUAUCUAUAAUUACAUUCGUUUUAAUAACAUAAACGUGCAUUAUAAUGAUAAUUAUGUGAUAUUGAAAUAGUAUGUUAAAUUUUUUCUGUAUUAUUAUGCAAAAAUCUACUUUGGCAGUAUUAAAAGUUCCUCGAUAAAUUUCUAAUAUCAUAUACAUUUCAUACAAAUUUUUAUUAACUUUGAUGCAUUAUUAAUAUAAUUAUUAGAAUUUAAGAUGUAUGCAUGCAACAAAGUAGACCUGAACAGAAAAAGAGUGCAAUAGAAUUGUAACACUUUAAUAGAGCGAAUUUAGUGCACAUUAGUUACUUAUACAUAGAGUACUUAUAUUUGAGAGGCAACAGAAUUAGUAUUUUCUAUAACUUCAAUGUAUUCAUUGAAAUGUAUUAAUGAACAAUAAUAUGAAAACAAAUUUUUGUAUAUUAUUACUUAUCAUAUUUUUAAAAUAAUUUCAACAAUGUGAAACAUAUAACAUGUAAUGUAUUAAUAUUUUAAGGAUCUCAAAUUUUUGUGUAUUUAUUAUUGUGAAUUUGAUACAGUAUUCAAUUGGGAUAUUUUUCUGUUGUAUAUUAGAUAAAAUUUUAUAUUCGUAAUUUUUAUACAUUUUUUAAAUAAAUCAAUUUGUUAGAAUAA